This is a messenger RNA of Symbiodinium sp. CCMP2592, 3423 nucleotides long. NCBI's taxonomy places the organism in Eukaryota, Dinophyceae, Suessiales, Symbiodiniaceae. The record is from the annotation of a GenBank genome assembly.
AUGGACGACAGGAGCGCCAGAGCGGACUCCAGAACAUUUCCUGGAGAGCGGACACAGGAAGGCCUUGGUGAGGAGGCAGCAGUCGAGGCCGCGCUGCAGGAAGCCAAGGCCUACCGCGAGGAGCUCGUGUGCCAGGGAACCCAGAAGUGGCUGGUGCGGUUCUACGAUGCCGCCGAAAGGAAAACAGUGCGCUAUGGUUCCUUCGAUUCCAAGGACAAAGCCGAAGUCAAGGCCCGGCGGAUAGCCAGGUCGGACUUCUUCCCGCUCAGCGCGCCGGAAGCCCUGCCGGUGUCGCUGCCCACGGAGGGAGAACUUGACAACUUCUUUCGGCACUUGGAGGCACGCGUUCGCGCCAUGCCGACCAGCCGGCACGACAUCUGCCCCUCGGUCAGCAAAGGGAUUGGCAAGUAUUCACAGAAGGCCGACUACUAUGACCAGUUCGCCCUUCGAAGAUAUGCUGCGCCAGUGGCAUCCUGGAUUGCCUACAGCCCAGCGGGCCGCGCUCCAAAGGUGAAAGAGCUGAAACUUCUGAAGAAGUUCAUGGACAAGAUGGACGGUGGGCCAUUGCCUUCUCGAUUGAGCGAGGUUCUAGCCGACAUGGGAGUCGUCCUCCAAUCUGCCGACGGAACUUGCAAGGAGGCAGCAACAGAACUACGGAAAAGUCUUCGCAAGUUGCGCCGCCGCUGCAUUGAAUCCGUGGCUGACACAGUGAUGGUCGGCACAGAUGGUGACAGUGCUGAAGCAGAGAUGCAGGCUGCACAGGACGAAGUCGUACAAGUCGGUGAAGUCGACGACUCGGCAUCUCCCGGUACUGCUGCCCAGUGUGAUCAGCACCUUACGCUGUUUCGCAAGAUGAAUGAGUGGGGGUUUCUUAAUGACGCCCAGAAGCUGCAGCGCUUGCAGCAGGCCGAGGAGGCAGCAAGGCGACCAAGGAGGAGCUUGAGCCAAGAAGAGCUGACGGAUGUCGUGAAUAUGGCUGCUGCUUUCGUUGCAGUUCCUCGCAGGAAAGCAGCGCGGCAAGAUGCUGAUUCUGCAUGCUCGGGCGAAGCUAGCGCUGCUGCGGAAUCUCAGGGUACCCAUCCUGAUUUGCAGAGACGGGUGCGGUCGUUGUUGCUGCAUGCCAUGAAAGUUUGGCGGAUGAACGAGUUCGACUGUCAGGCCAUUGAGCAUGUCCUGGAGCUCUUGCAACGGAAGAUCAAGAAGUUUGAGGACAAGGUUGGACAGAUUCAAAGUGCUGCUGCUGGCAAUGCCUGGCUAAAGAUCAAGCACAUGGUCGACCAGAUGCUGCACGUAGAGGAGCAAUCGAGCUUGCUCGAUGUGCAUGGCACAGGAGCCCAGACUCAUGCUGCGCGUCGCGCCAGGCGUACAGUGGAACGACAGAGCGGCAUCGAGCACAUUGCCUGGAGAGUGGAUACGAACUCCUGGAGAUGCCAUUACUAUACAGGCAGCAUCAAAGACGGACGUAAGGAGGUAAGUCGCACAUUUCCAAUCACAAAGUUCCUAGAGCAGGGCCUUAGCGAGGAAGCAGCUGUCGAGGCCGCGCUGCAGAAAGCCAAGGCUUACCGCGAGGAACUCGUCCGCCAGGGCAUACUGAAGCCGCCGAAGACCCACCGCUCCACGGUAAAGGGCGUUACUUUUGACAAACGGAAUCAGAAGUGGAGGGUUCAGUUGUACCAUCCCAGCAAAGUGCCGGUGAAUGGUGGAUCUUUCGGUACCAAGGAGGAAGCCGAGACCAAGGCCCGGGAGAUGGCUAAGCAGUUGGGGCUUGAGCCGGUGAGGGUGAAGAAACUGUCAGAGAUGAUUCACUUUGACAAGCUCGGACCGGAAAAUGGUGUAUCUUGGAGCGUCCCGGAGCAGAGCUGGGUAUCCUACGUAUACUUCAAUGGGGUCAAAACGAGUGCAAAGCGCUUCCGGCCCAAGGAUCUCUCGAAGCAGGCUGUACAGAAUUCCUGGGACGAAGCAGUGGCUUGGCGAAAGCAGCAGAUUGGCAAGUAUUCGCAGAAAGCAGACUACUCCGACCAGUUCGCCCUUCGAAGAUAUGCCGCUCCAGUGGCAUCCUGGAUUGCCUACGGCCCAAAUGGCUGGGCUCCAACAGUGAAAGAGCUGAAACUUCUGAAGAAAUUCACGGACAAAAUGGACGGUGGGCCAUUGCCUUCUCGAUUGAGCGAUGUUCUGGCCGACACGAAAGUGGUUCUCGAAACUCUCUCGACAAGGCCUGUGGAUGGAGCUUGGAAUCAGGCAGCAACGGAGCUACGGCAAAGUCUUCGCAAGUUGCACCGCCGCUGCUUGGAAUCCGUGGCUCACACAGUGAUGGUCGGCGCAGAUGGUGGCAGUGCUGAAGCAGAGAUGCAGACCGAACAGGACGAAGUCGCACAAGUCGCUGAAGUCGACGACUCGGCAUCUCCCGGUACAGCUGCCCAGUCUGAUCAGCACCUUACGCUGUUUCGCAAGAUGAAUGAAUGGGGAUUUCUGGAUGACGCCCAGAAGCUGCAGCGCUUGCAGCAGGCCGAGGAGGCAGCAAGGCGACCAAGGAGCUGGAGCCAAGAAGAGCUGACGGAUGUCGUGAAUAUGGCUGCAGCUUGCCUUGCAGCUCCUCGCAGGCAAUCGAGGUUGCAAGAUGCGCAUGCUGGAAACUCGGGUGAAGCUGAAGCUGUGCUGGAAUCACCGCAAGGUGAAAGUACUGAUCUACAGAGACGGUUGCGGUCCUUGUUGCUGCAUGCCCUGAGCCUGUGGCACUUGAACCAGUUCGAUUGUCAAGCCAUCGAACAUGUCCUGGACUGCCUGCAACAGAAGAUCAGCAAAUUCGAGAAAAAGGUUGGAGAUAUUCAAAGUGCUGCUGCGGGGAAUGCUUGGCUGAAAAUCAAGCAGAUGGUCGACGAGCUGCUGCUGCAAGUAAAAACACCUCCAAACCUGCAUGUGCAAGAUGCAACAAAGGCCCAAGCCGAAGCAGCUCACAAGUUCAGGACAAGACAGGAGCGCCAGAGCGGUAUACAGAACAUUUGCUGGCAGGGACAGAAGAUGGGCUGGCAAUGCCAAAUAGGCUCCAGAUGGGGAGCUGUUCGGAAAGCUCGCUUAUUUCCAAUUUCCAAGUUUCUCGAGCAGGGUCUUGCCGAGGAGGCGGCUGUCGAGGCCGCGCUGCAGGAAGCCAAGGCAUACCGCGAGGAGCUCGUUCGCCAGGGCAAGUUGAAGCCCCCGACGCCGAAAGCCCCCAGCUCAACUGUGAGGGGUGUUGUCUUUGACAAGACCUACCAGAAGUGGCGGGUGCAUCUGUAUCAUCCCGUCGACAAGAAGAAAGUGAGCGGUGGCUUCUUCGCUGGCAGGGAGGAGGCUGAGAUCAAGGCCCGGGAGAUGGCUAGGCACUACGGGGUUCCAUCCGAUUUCGCAGUGACACCCGCAAGGAGAAGCACAGCUCAAGAGACUUGA